Molecule: messenger RNA, 2175 nt
Organism: Gaeumannomyces tritici R3-111a-1
Lineage: Eukaryota; Fungi; Ascomycota; Sordariomycetes; Magnaporthales; Magnaporthaceae
Exons: 2
Coding region: 1-2175 (724 amino acids)
Biological process (GO): tRNA wobble adenosine to inosine editing
Cellular component (GO): nucleus; cytoplasm
Molecular function (GO): tRNA-specific adenosine-34 deaminase activity
Source: RefSeq, a predicted model, not a curated record
AUGUCAGUGCUAGAAGUUCCCGCGUCGGGCGGAAGCCGCGAGGGCCGGAAGGAGCCUUCCAGCAGGAGCAGGAGCAGGAGCAGGAGCAGCAGCGGCAGCAGCGGCAGCGGCAACCAGACGGGCCAGAAGGCCCUCACGUCGCCCUCACCGCAGACCUCACCACCACCCUCGCCACCACUCUCACCACAACACCAGAAUAACCUCAACCACGACAACCACCCGCGGUCCCCACAAGAGCAGCAGCUGGAGAAUUCUGCCCCAGAGGGGCCGCAACCGCGGCGCGAAACCCAGCAGCAACCACAACAUCGCACCGGCCAUGAGCCUUCCGCCAUCUCCAAACUCCUCGCCACCGUCCUCGCGCCCUUGAUAGACAUCCUCCUCUCAAUCUACCACCGCAUCGCCUCGCCCACAACGCCGUCCCCGGAAGCCCCGCCGCCGCAGCAGCCGCCGCCGUCGCGGGAGCACCAGAACCAAGAAGACGCCACCAUGAAGCACCGCGCCGCCAAGAGCCGCCAGGGCCGCAAGGAAAAUGUGCGUCCGGGCCUCGUCGCUAAGAUCGCCAAACUCAAGCUGCGCGAAGACCCCACCCUUUUGCCCCUGCCCAAGGGCACCAUCCUGCCCUUCCUGCCCGUCCACGAGAUCAGCAUCUCGCCCAAGGAGAUCGAGGGCGAGGACCCGUCGGUCAAGGUCGAGCGCGAGAUGCAUCGCGGCUUCAUUGAGCAGGCCCUUGAGAUGGCCCGUCUUGCCCUCAAGACCAACGAGACUCCCGUCGGCUGCGUGCUCGUGUGCGACGGUCGGGUCAUCGCCAAGGGCAUGAACGCCACCAACAUCACCCGCAACGGAACCCGCCACGCCGAGUACAUGGCCCUCUCGUCUCUUUUCGCCUAUGUCGCCGGUGCGGACCAGCCCCCGGACGCCCUGCAGCCCGUCAACAAUGCCGCCACGAACAAGGGCAACUACUGCUGCAAUGGCAACCUGAACCUGGAGGAUGACGCCGUCUGGGACGCCGUGGACCCGACGCGGUGCCACAUCUACCCCUACGGCCAGAAGCUGCACCCGGCCCCGCGCGUGUACGAGUCCAUCAUCCCGGAGUGCACCCUGUACGUGACGGUGGAGCCGUGCGUCAUGUGUGCGUCGAUGCUGCGCCAGCUCGGCAUCAAGAGGGUCUUCUUCGGCGCCGUCAACGACAAGUUCGGCGGCACGGGCGGCGUCUUCCGCAUCCACAUGAACUCGCCCCCCGCCAGCGCCGAUGCCGAGCCCAUGCGGCGCGUCAUGGACGGCAUGGUCAUCCGCAUCAGCCGCGACGGCACCAGGACCGCCCUCAAGCCCGCCUUUGAGGAGCUCAAGCCCGUCUCCGAGGAGGCUGAGGAGACGGAGGGCGACGGCGCAAAGGACCAAGCUGACGAACGGGCCAAGCAGCAGGCCAUAGAGCAGGCCGAGCAGCAGGCCAUAGAGCAGGCCAAACAGCAGGCCAUAGAGCAGGCCAGGCAGCAGGCCAUGGAUCAGGCCAGGCAGCAGGCCAACGUGCAGGCCAGAAUGAAGGCUAGAGAGCAGGCGUUCGAGCGGGCCGCUCAACUGAUUGAUAAGCAGAUUGGUAAGCGGGAUGCGAAGCGAGCUGCUAGGCAGGCUGGCAAGCAGACCGGCAGACAGGCCAAAGGGCGGACUGGAGAGCAGGAUUGCAUCUCGAUGGGUAUGUCGGGGACAGACCGGCAUAAUAUGUGGACUGUGAACAAGGAGCCCGUUGAUGAGCCCGCAAGGGGUGCGAUGCGCCGCGAGGGAGAUGGUGGCAACGUCGAGCCCGGAUACCUGGCCGAGGGAGGCUGGGGUCGUGACGAGGCCGUUGCGCUGCUGCGUCAAUUUUACGUUCAGGAGAACGGUCGAGCUCCGGUUCCGCGCAAGAAGGAGGGUCGGGCGGCCCGACUCGCGGCCAUGCUGGAGAGGGAUGGCAUGAGUGCGACCAUCGACUUGCUCAACACUGCGCCCAUGCCGAAAGUGAUGUCAGCCCCUGUCACGACAGCGAGCACGCCCAUGCCGCUCGGACAGUUGGGAGGCGCUUCUAACAAGGCUCUGGGCAUGAACGGGAACAAUGCCCAGAUCAUGGCCGACGGCGGACAGGAGAAUGGCAAGGAGGGUAGUAUCGUCGACGUACCUACCCCCAUGUCUGACGUCACUUAG